CCUCCUCUGGUCUGAAUAUAAGAGGUUAUUUUUCUCAAGAUUAUAUCGCCGCCGCCGUCCGUCGCCGUCGUAAAAGGAGCUUCGCCGCCGCCUCCGCCGACCAGCAGCCAUGGUUAACGUUCCGAAGACAAAGAAGACCUACUGCAAAUCAAAGGAAUGCAAGAAGCACACUUUGCAUAAAGUUACUCAAUACAAGAAGGGUAAGGACAGUUUGGCAGCUCAGGGUAAACGUCGUUACGACAGGAAACAAUCUGGUUAUGGAGGUCAAACAAAACCCGUCUUUCACAAAAAGGCAAAAACCACGAAGAAGAUUGUUUUGAGGUUGCAGUGCCAAAGUUGCAAGCACAUGUCUCAACAUGCUAUUAAGAGGUGCAAGCAUUUUGAGAUUGGUGGAGACAAGAAGGGCAAGGGAACUUCUCUGUUUUAGAUUGGUUAAGGUUUUAAUAUUUUUGAUGCCAUUUUUGUUUGUGAUGGAGGAAAGAGUAAGACUAGUUAUUUAUUACCCUGUUUUCAAACUGAAUAUUUCAUCAGUUUAUGAUUUUAAUGUUCAA
Messenger RNA from Impatiens glandulifera, 551 nucleotides. RefSeq names its product 60S ribosomal protein L44-like. The coding region runs from base 110 to 427 and encodes 105 amino acids. NCBI's taxonomy places the organism in Eukaryota, Viridiplantae, Streptophyta, Magnoliopsida, Ericales, Balsaminaceae. Gene Ontology annotation, cellular component: cytosolic large ribosomal subunit; ribosome. Gene Ontology annotation, biological process: translation. Gene Ontology annotation, molecular function: structural constituent of ribosome. The record is from RefSeq and is a predicted model, not a curated record. The transcript has 4 exons.